This is a messenger RNA of Athene cunicularia (burrowing owl), 1209 nucleotides long. It is a transcript of the gene TMEM156, whose product is annotated as transmembrane protein 156. The coding region runs from base 1 to 1209 and encodes 402 amino acids. The record is from RefSeq and is a predicted model, not a curated record. The transcript is spliced from 8 exons. Lineage: Eukaryota; Metazoa; Chordata; Aves; Strigiformes; Strigidae.
AUGAAAGGCAAGCAGCUUUUGAGAAAAUCAGAACUCUUCAGAUUAGUACUUGUAAUAAUUAUUAUGUUUAUUUUAUGUUUACCUGAAUUUUUCAAAAUCCAUGAAGCUAACACUGUAAUUGUUUCGUGCAUGGAUACCUGUUCAGCAAAUAACACCACUUUUCCACUUUGUACUUUCAACAAUUCUUGCAAAAGAUCAGUACAACAAAGAAGAGAAAACCAGACUAUUUUACUGAAGGCCAUUGUGAAUCAUUCCAAUUUCCAAAAUAUUCCAUGUAUUUGCCAGUCCUCCAGGAGGGAACAACAGUCCCAUACUAAACACACAGGGUGUGAAUCCAAGAGAGAUGUGAAUGUUGAUCAUCGAGGAUCUGGGUCAGUAGUUAAAAAAACAAGAGGCUCACUUGAAGUGAAAACAGAAGAUGUUAUUUAUUUUUAUAAAUAUUUUAAUCUCACUAUAGUUUCCGAGAAAGAAGGAGAGCAUAAUAUUUACUACAUGCUGGAAAUCCAGAUCAACAAUUCUAUAGUUGGAGGAAGAAAUGCAGCUGGAGAAUACCUAAAUCAUUCCUGUCUAGUGGCAAUGAUGGAAGACCAAAAUGACUGUAUAAAUAUUUCACUGCAACUGAAGUCUUACGUGGAAUUUCCAAUGUGUAUGACGAAGAUCAUUUGGCUCACUAUGAUUCCAGUAGUUUUUGUGUUUACUAUUUCAAUUGUCAUCUACAAAAUAGUCCAAGAAAAUGAACAAAACUCAGAUUGUAAACACAGAGUAGCAACAUUCAUUUCUACUAUUCUAAGAAGAAAGGGUUCCAGGCAUGCAAGAAGAACCAUAUCUGCUACUAAAAUUCUUCCUUUUCCUGUGAAAACCAGCAAACAAGAGAGUCCACUUACUGCACAGACCACAAAGAUACUGCCCAUAAUUCCUGAACAAGAGCACUGUCACGUGGGUGCAUCAACUGUAGAAGUACUCCGAAAUGAUAGUACUGUGGUUAAAGUCAUCAUAAAAUUGGACGUGAUGCUGCUGAAGGCAGGAGUUCCUACCAGUACUGGCAUACUGGGUUUGCCAGUUGGCCAUUUUUGUAGAGUAGCUCAUGAAGAGAUGUCCAGGAGCCAACACAGAGCAAGAGAUUCUGGAGUGGAGGCAGAUAUCACACAAAACUCUUCUUAUCUAAAUGCCAGGAGGGAAGAAGAGAGUGAAGCCUACUCAGAUAUUUGA